This is a messenger RNA of Tuber melanosporum (Perigord truffle), 1248 nucleotides long. RefSeq lists its product as uncharacterized. The record is from RefSeq and is a predicted model, not a curated record. The transcript has 3 exons. Gene Ontology annotation, cellular component: endoplasmic reticulum membrane. The coding region runs from base 157 to 1248 and encodes 363 amino acids. NCBI's taxonomy places the organism in Eukaryota, Fungi, Ascomycota, Pezizomycetes, Pezizales, Tuberaceae.
ACCUCCACUACCACCACACUUCCUCCAUUCCUGACCACAUCCAUUCCCUUAUUCUGCCAUUUUUUGUUUGAUUAUUUCCCUUCUUUUCCCCCCCUUUCCUGUACCACGAGCCACGGCGUUGCUAGCCGAGUUCCUGGAAUACUCCAUUCGCCCGUAAUGGGCGAAGACACACCCUUCGGUUUGUUGGCAUCCAGCUUGCAGAAUGCUUCUGCCGCCGUCGUUCUCUGCGGAUUUCUGGGGUUCCUUGGGUUGGGGAUUUUAGCUUCUUAUAUUCUCACCCUACUUGUCGCGCAUACUCCCCGUCGCGAGACAUCCUCAGAAAGAACUUACCGGACCAUCACAAAGGACGGGAAAACCACAUCAGCACUUCCCUUACCAGAUACGUAUUCGAGUGGGAAAGCAGAGGUUGCCCUCUCAGUAGUGGUUCCCGCUUAUAAUGAAUCAGAACGAUUGCCAGAUAUGCUGGCUGAAGCCGUGACCUUCCUCCAUGACGAAUACGGCCUGAAUAAGGAGAAACCCAAUGGAAACGCAAAUAGUCGUGGUGCCACCACCGGUUGGGAAAUCCUCGUCGUAGACGAUGGCUCCACCGACUCCACUGCCGAUGUCGCCCUCAACUGGGCCCGCUCGCGAAUCCACCUUGGAGAGUUCACGGAAGGAGACAUCCGAGUAUGCGUGCUCGAGAAGAACCGUGGCAAAGGCGGCGCCGUAACCCAUGGAAUGCGACAUGUUCGUGGAGAAUAUGCUGUUUUUGCGGACGCUGAUGGGGCUAGUAAGUUCAGCGACGUAAUGUCCCUGCGGCAAGAACUACGCUGCAUAGAAGACGACGGUUUCGGCAUUGCGGUUGGCAGUAGAGCUCACAUGGUCACUACAGAUGCCGUUGUAAAGCGCUCAUUCAUCCGUAACUUUCUCAUGCACUCAUUCCAUACGCUCCUCAAGACCUUCGGCAUCAGACAUAUCCACGACACACAAUGCGGAUUCAAACUCUUCUCUAGAGCCGCGAUCAAGAACAUAUUCCCAUUCAUGCACACCGAAGGUUGGAUCUUCGAUAUCGAGAUCUUGCUGCUGGCGGACUACCUGAGUGUUCCUGUGGUGGAGGUUCCGAUCACGUGGCACGAAGUUACUGGGACAAAGAUGCGGUUGGUUCAGGACUCCAUCCGUAUGGCCUGGGAUUUGGGUGUUGUUAGGUUAGGGUAUAUUUGGGGGGUUUACAGAGUCGGUCCUGGGGGACCUUCAAAAAAGAGGCGUUAA